AUGAUAUGGGUGUCUGUUAUUGGAGACUGGCUUAAUCAUAUUUUCAAAUGCCCAUCUGGUCAUGCCUUAGGUUCAUCCUGUGUGUGGUAUGUGAUGAUCACCUCCGCUCUCAACUUCACCAGGCCUUCCUCCAGUACCACAUCUGUCCAGAUUUUUUUUUAGAGGUUUCGUCUCCUUAGGUCUGGUCUGUUGAUGUCUUUUUGGGUCAUUCAGAUAAGCGUUCGCAUCUCCAGGGUUUUUAUUGCAACACAUUUCCCACAUCAGGUUAACCUCUGUCUUUUAGCAGGUAUGCUGGUUGCUGAGGUGUUUGAUCAUAUCCCUUCAGUGUACAGCUCAAGCUUGAAAGUGUCAAUGCUUUUUUCUCCCUUCGCUGUUUGGUGUUAUCUGCUAUUCAAAGUGAUGGACAUUGAUCUUCUGUGGUCAGUUACUAAAACCAAGAAGUGGUGUGCUAACCGGGAGUGGAUCCACCUCGACACCAGCCCUAUACCAGAUUUAAGCUCGUGUGAGGGAGACUCAUGUCUGCAGCUGUACGAUUUCAUCGAAAUGUCCACUCACAUUUUUUUUAAGAGUGCUUCAGUGCCCCUUGGUGUGGUUGUCAUUAUUCCUUACUGUGUUCAUUUGUUGAUCGGAGAGGAGGACAUUAACUCUUAG
This is a messenger RNA of Scophthalmus maximus (turbot), 651 nucleotides long. RefSeq names its product glucose-6-phosphatase 2-like. The record is from RefSeq and is a predicted model, not a curated record. Gene Ontology annotation, molecular function: glucose-6-phosphatase activity. Gene Ontology annotation, biological process: gluconeogenesis; glucose 6-phosphate metabolic process. NCBI's taxonomy places the organism in Eukaryota, Metazoa, Chordata, Actinopteri, Pleuronectiformes, Scophthalmidae. Gene Ontology annotation, cellular component: membrane.